AUGGAUUAAGUUAGAAACAUAUAUAAUUUGCCUCCAAAAGAAUUGGGCCACAAGAUGAGAAUGUAAUUGAAUGUGAAGAUCUAUCGAAAAAGUAUCCUAUCUUUUAUUUUAAAUAAUUUAACCUUUUUGGGAGAGAUGGGAAUAUUUAUGCUCUUAAGGAAAUCAAAUUAAAAUAACUUUAUGAAUUUUAUCCUAUUAAAAGGGGAGAAUUUGUAAUUAUUAGAGUUUCCUCUGGUGGUGGAAAAACAACAUUUUUAAAUUAAGUAGGAACAAUAUAUACACCUAUUAAUGGCACAAUAAGUUACUUAUAAAUAAUAAAAUAGGAUUAUUAGGAAAGGAAGUUAAGAAGUUUCCAAAAGAUUCAUAUUUGAGUGAAUUUAGGUUAACAACUAUUGGAUUUAUAUUCUAAACAUUUAAUUUAAUUGCCACAAUGACAGAGUAAGAAAAUGUUGAGUAACCUAUGAGUUCUAGCCAAAUCAGUAAUCCAUUCUUAAUAAAAUAAAGUCAGAGAAAUAAAAAAAAAAGAGUUAGACAACUGCUAAAAAGUGUUAGUUUACAGGACAGAAUGGAUCAUUUACCGUCAUAACAUAAUUAUUUGGUGAUGAAUAGUACAGAGUAGCUAUAGCUAGAUCUUUAGCAAAUUCACCUUAAAUUUUAUUAUUUGAUAAACCUAAAGGAGAUUAAGAUUCAAAAUCAACUGUGGAGGACAUGGAUACAUUAUUGAAACUAAAUAAUUUUGGCUAUGAUGAAUCUAAUCACAUUCCUUGCACUAUGGUUAUGGUUACUCAUAAUCCUGAUCUUGAAUGCCACGCUCAUGGAAUUAUUUAUAUUAAAGGUAAGAUAGAAAAAAUGAGAGAGAAUCACCAUUAAGAUAUGAAUAAUAUCUGCACUAUCUUAACAGUUAGAACUGAUUGUUAUAAAAAUUAAUUUAUGGUUGAAAUUAAUAGAAUAUUAAUAAAUCUUUAAUGA
This is a messenger RNA of Paramecium primaurelia, 969 nucleotides long. The record is from the annotation of a GenBank genome assembly. NCBI's taxonomy places the organism in Eukaryota, Ciliophora, Oligohymenophorea, Peniculida, Parameciidae.